AUGGGUGUUAAUAGGGAGGUGGUCCCUCCGUUUGCUGCCAAGUCCGAGGUCGGGGGGGUCACUGUGUCAGGGUCAGGAGGUCACCGUGGUCACUGUGCUAUAAAACACAGCAGUGUGAGGUCGGGGGGGUCACUGUGUCAGGGUCGGGGGGUCACUGUGUCAGGGUCAGGAGGUCACCGUGGUCACUGUGCUAUAAAACACAGCAGUGUGAGGUCGGGGGGUCACUGUGUCAGGGUCAGGAGGUCACUGUGUCAGGGUCAGGAGGUCACUGUGUCAGGGUCAGGAGGGCCAGGAGGGAAGGGCUUUCUCCUGCUGUCAGGGCAGUGGUUGGGAAGGGCUUUCUCCUGCUGUCAAGGCAGUGGUUGGGAAGGGCUUUCUGCUGCUGUCAGAUCAGUGGUUGGGAAGGGCUUUCUGCUGCUGUCAGAUCAGCGGUUGGGAAGGGCUUUCUCCUGCUGUCAGAUCAGUGGUUGGGAAGGGCUUUCUGCUGCUGUCAGAUCAGUGGUUGGGCAGGGCUUUCUGCUGCUGUCAGAUCAGUGGUUGGGAAGGGCUUUCUGCUGCUGUCAGAUCAGUGGUUGGGAAGGGCUUUCUGCUGCUGUCAGAUCAGUGGUUGGGAAGGGCUUUCUGCUGCUGUCAGAUCAGUGGUUGGGAAGGGCUUUCUGCUGCUGUCAGAUCAGUGGUUGUGAAGGGCUUUCUGCUGCUGUCAGAUCAGUGGUUGGGAAGGGCUUUUUGGUGCUGUCAGAUCAGUGGUUGGGAAGGGCUUUCCACUGCUGUCAGAUCAGUGGUUGGGAAGGGCUUUCCGCUGCUGUCAGAUCAGUGGUUGGAAAGGACUUUCUGCUGCUGUCAGAUCAGUGGUUGGGAAGGGCUUUCUGCUGCUGUCAGAUCAGUGGUUGGGAAGGGCUUUCUGCUGCUGUCAGAUCAGUGGUUGGGAAGGGCUUUCUGCUGCUGUCAGAUCAGUGGUUGGGAAGGGCUUUCUGCUGCUGUCAGAUCAGUGGUUGGGAAGGGCUUUCCGCUGCUGUCAGAUCAGUGGUUGGGAAGGGCUUUCUCCUGCUGUCAAGGCAGUGGUUGGGAAGGGCUUUCUGCUGCUGUCAGGGCAGCGGUUGGGAAGGGCUUUCUCCUGCUGUCAGAUCAGUGGUUGGGAAGGGCUUUCUGCUGCUGUCAGAUCAGUGGUUGGGCAGGGCUUUCUGCUGCUGUCAGAUCAGUGGUUGGGAAGGGCUUUCUGCUGCUGUCAGAUCAGUGGUUGGGAAGGGCUUUCUGCUGCUGUCAGAUCAGUGGUUGGGAAGGGCUUUCUGCUGCUGUCAGAUCAGUGGUUGGGAAGGGCUUUCUGCUGCUGUCAGAUCAGUGGUUGUGAAGGGCUUUCUGCUGCUGUCAGAUCAGUGGUUGGGAAGGGCUUUUUGGUGCUGUCAGAUCAGUGGUUGGGAAGGGCUUUCCACUGCUGUCAGAUCAGUGGUUGGGAAGGGCUUUCCGCUGCUGUCAUAUCAGUGGUUGGAAAGGGCUUUCUGCUGCUGUCAGAUCAGUGGUUGGGAAGGGCUUUCUGCUGCUGUCAGAUCAGUGGUUGGGAAGGGCUUUCCGCUGCUGUCAGAUCAGUGGUUGGGAAGGGCUUUCUGCUGCUGUCAGAUCAGCGGUUGGGAAGGGCUUUCCACUGCUGUCAGAUCAGUGGUUGGGAAGGGCUUUCUGCUGCUGUCAGAUCAGUGGUUGGGAAGGGCUUUCCGCUGCUGUCAGAUCAGUGGUUGGGAAGGGCUUUCUGCUGCUGUCAGAUCAGUGGUUGGGAAGGGCUUUCUGCUGCUGUCAGAUCAGUGGUUGGGAAGGGCUUUCUGCUGCUGUCAGAUCAGUGGUUGGGAAGGGCUUUCUGCUGCUGUCAGAUCAGUGGUUGGGAAGGGCUUUCUGCUGCUGUCAGAUCAGUGGUUGGGAAGGGCUUUCCGCUGCUGUCAGAUCAGUGGUUGGGAAGGGCUUUCUGCUGCUGUCAGAUCAGUGGUUGGGAAGGGCUUUCUGCUGCUGUCAGAUCAGUGGUUGGGAAGGGCUUUCCACUGCUGUCAGAUCAGUGGUUGGGAAGGGCUUUUUGGUGCUGUCAGAUCAGUGGUUGGGAAGGGCUUUCCGCUGCUGUCAGAUCAGUGGUUGGGAAGGGCUUUCUGCUGCUGUCAGAUCAGUGGUUGGGAAGGGCUUUCUGCUGCUGUCAGAUCAGUGGUUGGGAGGGCUUUCCGCUGCUGUUAGAUCAGUGGUUGGGAAGGGCUUUCCGCUGCUGUCAGAUCAGCGGUUGGGAAGGGCUUUCUGCUGCUGUCAGAUCAGUGGUUGGGAAGGGCUUUCCACUGCUGUCAGAAUAAAGGACAUCAGAGGGGCGAAGGGCAGGAGAGGUCAUGUCCUGGAAUACGACAACAUAAUAAUAUACAGAAGUAUAAUAGUAUUGAUGACAUUCCUCUCAGUUCCUCUGAGAAUAACCAAAGACACUAUUGAAGUGAGCAAACAUAUUGAGACAUUAUAACAUCCACACUGUCUGUUUCUAAAUCAUCAGAGGGGCCUUCUAGACCCAGGUCACCUAACUAACCCAGUGGUUCCUGGUCCUGGGGACCCAGAGGGGUCAACAUGUCUGACCUAACCCAGGUCACCUAACUAACCCAGUGGUUCCUGGUCCUGGGGACCCAGAGGGGUCAACAUGUCUGACCUAACCCAGGUCACCUAACUAACCCAGUGGUUGAAUAUGUGGACAACUACAAAUAUCUAGGUGUCUGGUUAGACUGUAAACUCUCCUUCCAGACUCAACAUUAAACAUCUCCAAUCCAAAAUUAAAUCUAGAAUCGGCUUACUAUUUCGUAACAAACAUGCUUCACUCACGCUGCCAAACAUACCCUCGUUAAACUGACCAUCCUACCGAUCCUCGACUUCGGAGAUGUCAUUUACAAAAUAGCCU
Oncorhynchus mykiss (rainbow trout) is the source of this 2902-nucleotide messenger RNA. The record is from RefSeq and is a predicted model, not a curated record. Lineage: Eukaryota; Metazoa; Chordata; Actinopteri; Salmoniformes; Salmonidae.